AUGGGCGUACAGGGAUUUGUUGCAGGUAUCAAACCUGUGGCUUUUGAUCCUACACAACACGAACAUGUUAUCGAGAAAGGAUUCUGCAAUAUUUGUCAGAUUCAUGUGGAGGAGAAGACGAAGCACUGCCGUCGAUGUAACGUCUGUAUCGAAGUUUUCGACCAUCAUUGUAUCUGGUUGAACAACUGCAUCGGUAAAAAGAACUAUAGGUAA
Messenger RNA from Cooperia oncophora, 213 nucleotides. The record is from the annotation of a GenBank genome assembly. NCBI's taxonomy places the organism in Eukaryota, Metazoa, Nematoda, Chromadorea, Rhabditida, Trichostrongylidae.